AUAAAGAAACUUUUAGUGAAGAAACCUCUACUGCACCUGUUAGAGAUUAUCUUUCAUCAAUCGAUGAUGAUGGAGGUAAUAUAUACAAACUAUGCAAGCAAGAAUUUGCAGAAAAUGCUGAAUUUAAUAAUUUUUUAAAGGAACUCGAUCCUCAUUACAGACUCCCAUGUCGGCAAACACUCUCAACUUGGGUUAGCCAAGAUUACAUUAAAAAUAAAAAUCAAAUCAAUUGUUUUUAA
Molecule: messenger RNA, 239 nt
Organism: Racocetra persica
Lineage: Eukaryota; Fungi; Glomeromycota; Glomeromycetes; Diversisporales; Gigasporaceae
Source: the annotation of a GenBank genome assembly